AUGUCUUCAUCUGCUGCUGGUCGCCAUGACGAAAUUACCACAAGGCUCCCUCCCUCCUCCGACCCCCUGGAAACCCCCUUCGGAAGCCCUCGCGCGAUGAUGGAGGAGGGGAAGGAACGGGGCCCGUUGCAACGGGCUCCAGAUGUCCUCGCUAACGGACGCACAGGUAGUCCAGCCAGAGGCAGGAUCUACCUCGUUGACCUGACGGCAAGAACAAAGUUCUUGCCGUCGAUACCAAGAGAAUGGCGUGCCUUGUGGGCACGCCAUGACUCUUAUCUUUCAACAAGGGAGUCAAUUGACUUCCUUUCUCCCGACAGAACUGUCUGCUGUGUGCUGGCAGAGGCAGUAUCAACUGCCUCUGCCUCCGAUCUCUGCCGAGGGAGGAGUCUGUGCCUCCGGUCACCCGAAUCCCCUGCGGCCGACCGCGAAAAGAGAGGGUUCGGAGGGAGGAUGCCUGGCGUCCUCGAGGACGCUGGGCUCGCCGGGAUCACAGAGGACUUCUGCCGCCGUGCCGGACUUGGUCCGCACACGCUGCGGCACCUGCGGCGAGCCUGGGCAUAA
This is a messenger RNA of Pseudogymnoascus destructans, 561 nucleotides long. RefSeq lists its product as uncharacterized. NCBI's taxonomy places the organism in Eukaryota, Fungi, Ascomycota, Leotiomycetes, Thelebolales, Thelebolaceae. The record is from RefSeq and is a predicted model, not a curated record. The coding region runs from base 1 to 561 and encodes 186 amino acids. The transcript has 3 exons.